UUCUUCCUAAAAUAAACCCCGAUAACACCCAUUCUCGUGGGUGGCGCCGGCGGACCCAAUUCUCUUCGCCGUGGAACAAGCAUCACAUACUCCGUCGGACGCUGUCCGCCGUUGUCAGCCCUGCGUGGUUGUCCUCGGGAAAGCAGUGAAGAAGAUUCGAACCCUGGCGCUUUUUCUACUCCCACGAUCUAAAUCCAUGAAACCUUAAAGGAAGGAGAAUUUUUGGCAGCAGCAAAGGUUUUUUUCCAUUAUUCCGUUCUGGCUAUCCCAUGAGCAAUUAAAACAACCUGAUAUUAAUUGCUACAAUGCCAACCAUAAAUUUUCAUUCAUUGCUUGUGUUCUCUGUCUUUUUCCGUGUGGCUUUAAUUCUAUAUGGAGAAUGGCAAGAUGCUCAUAUGGAGGUUAGGUAUACUGAUGUUGACUACCUUGUAUUCUCUGAUGCUGCAUCUUAUAUGGCUUCGGGUGAUUCCCCUUAUAAGAGAACCACUUAUCGCUAUUCCCCCUUACUUGCUUUUCUUCUUAUUCCAAAUUCUAUCAUCCAUCGAUCAUGGGGGAAGUUUCUAUUCUCAGCAUCAGAUAUACUUGUGGGAUACUUCAUAUAUUAUAUUUUGAAGCAGCGUAAGGUGCCUGAAAAUCUAUGCAACUACUGUGUCAUGACGUGGCUCUUUAAUCCAUUUACCUUCACCAUCGGGACGCGUGGGAACUGUGAGCCCAUUGUUUGUGCUUUGGUCUUGUGGACCAUUAUCUGUCUUAUAAACGGUAAUGUGGUACAGUCAGCAUUUUGGUACGGAGUUGUAGUCCAUUUCAGGAUUUACCCUAUUAUAUAUUCCAUUCCUAUAUUGUUGGUUCUUGAUCCUAGCUGCUUCCACUCUGGUCAGAAACCUGUCCUAAGGGUCUGGAGUGCUGUUGAAGGAGAGAAACCCAAGGAUGGGGAUAAAUGCUGUUCUUUAUAUAAUCUAUUAAAAAGCAUAUUUACAAGGGAUAGGCUAAUGUUUGGAAUAAUAUCAGGGGGAGUUUUUCUCCUUUUCACUGCUCUGUUCUUCCAUUUAUAUGGGUGGGAAUUCCUGCAUGAGGCACUGCUGUACCAUCUUACACGGACAGAUCCGAGGCACAACUUCUCCAUCUAUUUCUAUCACAUAUAUCUUAAUUACAGCAACAAAAUUUCAAUGGUGGAGAAGCUGGUCUCCUUUUUGCCGCAAUUUGUGGUGCAACUAGUUCUUAUAUUCAGCCUCGCACGGGACUUGCCGUUUUGCCUUUUCAUGCAAACUGUGGCAUUUGUAGCGUUCAAUAAGGUGAUUACUGCACAAUACUUUGUUUGGUUCUUUUGCCUGUUGCCUCUAAUACUUCCAUGGAGCAAGAUGAAACUCAAAUGGCAAGGCUUGUCAUGCAUUCUUUUGUGGAUUGGAGCUCAGAUCCAUUGGUUAUUGUGGGGUUACCUUCUUGAGUUCAAGGGUAAAAAUGUCUUUUUACAGCUUUGGGCAGCGGGCCUGCUGUUUUUGGCAGCCAACGUUUUUGUUCUUGUCAUGAUUAUCCGCCACCAUAGAUGUGCUUCAAUUUUCAAAAGUGUUGAGCAUGCAAAUUCCAAGAACGUGGCUAAGCUUGAGUGACUGUGAAUAGAGUUUUAUCCUAGUCAUCAGCAUCUGCCACUGUAGGUGUGCUUUAGUUUUGGAAGAUUCAAUGUAUUGAUAGCUACAAAUUAUUUAGAGGAUCCAUAAUCACAGAUCACAUUGAAAUUUGAAGUUUAAUGAUCCUUAUUUGUAUGUUAUUUGAACCUUGAGCAAUUUUCAUGAUCUUUAGUGGCCAACUAAA
This is a messenger RNA of Prosopis cineraria, 1809 nucleotides long. RefSeq names its product GPI mannosyltransferase 1. Gene Ontology annotation, molecular function: alpha-1,4-mannosyltransferase activity; GPI mannosyltransferase activity. The record is from RefSeq and is a predicted model, not a curated record. Gene Ontology annotation, biological process: GPI anchor biosynthetic process. Bases 306 to 1607 code for a protein of 433 amino acids. The transcript has 6 exons. Lineage: Eukaryota; Viridiplantae; Streptophyta; Magnoliopsida; Fabales; Fabaceae. Gene Ontology annotation, cellular component: membrane; glycosylphosphatidylinositol-mannosyltransferase I complex.